AUGACUUUUCAGGAAUAUACCGCAGUCGUCCUUGACCUGGGCCGAGUGCUCGUCAACUAUACAACCAAAAACACCGUCGGCCUAUCGUCAAGCCAGAUUGCCAGUGCUCUAGACUCACCUGGCUGGCAUGGCUAUGAACGAGGCAAAAUCUCCGAACAACAGGCUUACGAUAAAGUUAUGCAAGACUUUAACAUUGAUCUCGAGACAUGGACACAGGCUCUGGAACAGAUGAGGGAUGGCAUGAAGGCCAACCAGUCCCUCAUAUCUUCCAUCAAAGAACUGAAGCAUAUUUACCCAAACGUCAAUGUCUUUUGUCUGUCCAAUAUCCCCAGACCGGAAGUUGAGCUUCUGAAAUAUGAGAUUGAAAGUUGGGGAAUUAUCGACCGGUUCUCUGCGUCGUCGGAUCUGAGAGAGCGAAAGCCUGACCUGGCGAUUUACAGAGAGUUUCUGAAGCAAGCGCGGGUGCCUGCAUCAUCGUGCAUUUUCGUUGAUGACAAAAUUGAUAACGUCACUGCGGCUCAGACACUAGGCUUCAAAGGCAUCGUCUUCAAAGACAAUGAUUCAUUGGUCAGAGUCCUUCACCAUUCACUGGGCGAUCCUGUUGCCCGGGCCAGAACGUUUCUUCGUCAGAAUGCGAAAAGGAUGUUCUGCACACUCAGUACAGGACAGAUGCAGCCUGACAAUUACUCACAGUUGGUGAUUCUGCAAAACACAGGAAAUAGGGACUUGGUUGUCCUAGAGAACGAGCGGUAUACUUGGAAUUACUUCCAGGGAAAGCCAACCUUUGCUGGGACGACAUAUCCGGACGACUCAGACACGACGUCGCUAGCCAUGACAAUUCUAGAGAGAAUCCCUAUGGCUGACAAGGUGCAAGCAAGAGAUAAAAUUCUCUCGAAUCUAAGCCCCGACGGACUCCCAUACUGCUGGUUCAGCAAGACGAGACCUCGCUUCUGUCAUUGUAUAUGCGCCACCGUCUUUCGUUUCUUCGUCAUCAACGAGUGGCAAGAUAAGCUUCCAGGAGUCUACGACUUUCUCUGCCAGCUCCUCGAAACAAGGGCUUACCUCCAUGGAAGCCGGUACUACGAAAGUCCAGAUUGGCUGCUUUACAUUCUCUCUGAUCUCUGCGCCCGUCGACCUUCAGACCCGAACCUUGAAAAGAUGCGAGAACUACUUGUCGUAUGUAUACAAGAGCGCAUGGGCUGUAAUGGUAAUAUUCUCAGUGCGGCGAUGAGAAUUAUGAGUGCACAGUCUUUGGGCUUGAAGAACGAUAGAGAUCUUGGGACUGUGCUUGAGGGUCAACAGGUCGAUGGUGGAUGGGAGCUGGCGUGGUUGUGGGGAUACGGUUCUAAACCGCUUAAGAUUGGGAGCCGAGGUGUUGUCACGGCUAUGGCUAUGAAUGCGAUUCGGCGUGCACAGGCAUAA
Fusarium musae is the source of this 1422-nucleotide messenger RNA. RefSeq lists its product as uncharacterized. Bases 1 to 1422 code for a protein of 473 amino acids. Lineage: Eukaryota; Fungi; Ascomycota; Sordariomycetes; Hypocreales; Nectriaceae. The record is from RefSeq and is a predicted model, not a curated record. The transcript has 3 exons.